This is a messenger RNA of Biomphalaria glabrata, 3824 nucleotides long. RefSeq names its product IQ domain-containing protein H-like. The transcript has 23 exons. The record is from RefSeq and is a predicted model, not a curated record. NCBI's taxonomy places the organism in Eukaryota, Metazoa, Mollusca, Gastropoda, Planorbidae. Bases 164 to 3412 code for a protein of 1082 amino acids. Gene Ontology annotation, molecular function: protein binding.
UUAGUGUUGCUGAGAAACAAAAUGGCGCAGACCUGUUUGUUUUGAAAAUAUAGUCAUCAGAGAUAAAUAUUUUUUUUUGCAUGUAUCUAGAUCUAGGAGAAAAACGAUAGUGAUUUUUUUAAUCUAUUUUUUUUAUCCAUAUUCAUCUAAAGCAUUUUAAAAAAUGACAGAAAUAGAAGCUCGCCCAGAGGAUGUUGGACAAAUUCUACUAAAAGUCCAAAAUGAAUUACGCAUACUUAGGGAGAAGGUUUCAGCAGGAGACAACAACAUGUCUGCCUCUGACCUAGAUCAAGUCCUUGCUAAAACUGAGGAAGACAUUCAGCGUUGCACAGAAGAUGUUGUUUAUCACAUCAAUAAUCAAAUGCAGAUAAUACCUUUGAGUGAUUCUUCUGACAGAGAAAAUCAAAUAUCUUCUGGAAGUUUUGUGAACACUGACAAUAGAAAAUCAAAAGAAAUAUCAAAAAGAAUUAUGUUAUCUAGACAACCCCUGCCACCAACAGUUAAAUUACCUCUUAGAAAAUUCAUGCAAGAGUUAUCCCCAGGACAAAAGCAUCACAAACAGUGGACAGUUAGAACAAUUGUAAAUCCACACAAUCAAAUGAACAGAGCCAUGAUGAAGCAAAAUUUUGGGAUUCAGCUGCCACUCAUUAAUGAUAGAAAAAUUCACAGAACAGAGAGCAAACCAAUGAUUGGCACUACAGUACAGCACCUCACUACUCUUCCUAAGGCAAAUAGGGUUGAUGCCUCGAUUGCUCCACCCCCAGUCAGUGAUGAAGAUGCUAAGAGAGGUAUUUUUAGUUUACUGGAAAGAGGUCUUAUUCCGCCAGCUGCACUUCUGACUUUUGAUCCUUCUCCAAUCAAAAAUAAAAGUCUUCAAUUGUAUAAUCCUGAUGAAAAAAUUAAGUUCCCAGCUCCAACAGAUGAUAAUUCUAACUGGGCAGUGGUCAGAUUUGACACUACAAGCUCUGUCAAAGAUAGUAAGCCACUACCUGUAGUGCCCCAUACAAAAAGUCCAGAAGUUAGAAGCCACUCUGCAAAGACAUGGCGAACAUCUUCAGCUUCUAAUAAUCAGGUUGUGAAAACCUCAGCGUCUGUCAAAACAUUUGAAAUGCAGCUUCAACCGUUUCCACCACCCACCACACCAGCAAGUGGAGAUAAUAAACUAGGAAGUUAUAGAUUGGCUAUACAGAAUGGUAAAACAAGGGAUAAUCAUGCAGAGUUUUUGGCCUUUAAGGAUCAUUAUUAUCAUUCAUGGGGCAGCAUUUUGUCUGUGAUUCAGAAGUUAGAGGAAAUGUGCACAUUAUAUGUUGUUCCAAUAGCUUUUGUGCAUGGUGAAAAAUUAGUUGAGCUAGCCAUGGAAUAUGAGUUGGAAAAAUCACCUAGUUUGGCAGAACUUCUCAGUGUUAUUAUAAAUAGAGAAGAUGUUGAAGGAAUUAUAAAUAGGCCGGGACGAAAGUUUCAGGGUGCUAAUGGGAAACAUCUAGCUGCUGUUAAAAUCCAGUCAUGCUGGCGUAGGUACAAGGAGCGCUCUCAAUAUUUAGAAUAUCGUAGGCUGAAGUGGGCUGCUGGUGCCAUUGCCAUGUCUUGGAUUAUGCAUAUCAAAAUGGUCAGAAUGAAGCAUCAGUUGAGGCAGACUCGUGUUGAGCAGCUUGAAGCUUUUAAACGACGGGCCAAGAUAUUUGCCUCAUCAUGGGAAAGAAUAAAGAAUUCACACAGAGUUAUCAUUCAUAUUCCUUCCUUUGGAUUUAGUCAAUCUAUUCGAGAUAGUGUUAAUGAUCUAGGCAUGAGACAAAAUUCUCAGAUGGCGAGACUUUGUGAUAUUAGGGAUCCCAAAGUUGAUGUCAUUUACAUCUCUGCAGUGCCUCUUAGUGAUGAAACCAUGCAGUAUUACUCCAAGCUACUUGGUUUAAGUUCUGCUGUCUCCAGCAGUAAUUCUGAAGAUCAAUGUGACAUGUCAGAUCAUUACAAGAUCUUAGUUCCAGAAGCUUUGAAAAGUUUUCCUACACACCAUAUGUGCCUUUCUACAUUACUGAAGUAUAGCCCCAGAACAUUGAAGAGAAUUAAGAACCUAAUCAAAGGAAGAGAUGCUUUUAUUGUGACUGGAGUCCCACAUCAGGAUGAUCUGGCUGUUUCGGAUGCACUUGAUGUUCCCAUUUUGUGCCCUGAGCCUGAUGUUGCUCACUUAUAUUCAACUAAAUCAGGCUGCAAGAGAAUUUUUGCCAGUGCCAAUAUUGACACUCCGCCAUCAGAAUAUGAUGUUUAUAGUCUUGGACAGCUCCAUGAAUGUCUAGCUCAACUAGUCACAGAGAACCUGAAAGUCCAGCGAUGGCUGUUUAAACUUGAUGAUGAAUUUGAUGGCAGGGGAAUAGCCUAUUGCGAUGUUACUCAGCAUUUAAGAUGCUAUAAAUGGGCACUUAAAGAGGAGCAUAGAUAUGGAGAAAAGUGGACCAAGAAAUGGGCACAGGAAUCAGCUUACAUUAAAAUUCAUGCUGAAAUCCCAGACAUUCUCACAAAUUAUGCCCAACCUUUCAACACAAAGAUUUUUCCGACCUGGGAAUUGUUUCUACAGGCAUUUUUAUCACAAGGAGGUAUAAUAGAGGCCUGUCCUCCAUCAGACAACUUCACUGCCCUCACAGCUGAUCUUCUCAUAGAACCCACUGGAGUGGUCAGUUUGUUGACUUGUGGAGACCAGAUUCAUGCAGACAGUCCAUUCUCUUGCUGGGGGCUCUCGGUGCCCCAGUCGUCCUCAGAGCCUUCAGAAAUUAAUGCCAUGUGCAUGAGAAUAGCUGAUGCUUGUAAAUCUAGAGGCAUCAUGGGAUAUCUGAGAAUUAAUUUUGUUACUUUCAUUGAUCCUAAACUGAUGGACCAGAAGAUUUGGGCUAUCGACUUGUGUUUGCACUACAGUGACAACCUGGCAUUAUUUAGAUUGAUGGAAUAUGUUACCUAUGGACAUUUUGAACCAAAGACACACAUGUUUGAAGUCAAAUUAUCACUUCAAGAGAAUAAAGUCAGCAAAAGAAGAUUAACUGCACAAGAGGAGGAGCAAGCUCAAAACACCAUCAGAUAUGCAGUGAUGAGCACACGACUUCUACACACUAACUUGUCUGUCAUACAUUACAGUGUUUUCUUUCAAAUGUGCCGUGCUCAUGGCAUAGGAUAUGAUAUAAAGGAUAAAACUGGCACAAUUUUCACACUCAUUGAUAGUUUUAACAGAGAACGUCUUGGAAUGUUAACUGUGGGAGAUAAUUUACAAGGAGCUUUAGCCUCUUUUGCCAAAAAUUUGUCUGUUAUACAUCAAGAAAUUUCAGCUCCAAAUAUGCAAGGAAUCACCAACUUUAAGAAUGCUAUAACAGAUAUUGAAAGUAUUCUUGGUACCACUGUGCAGAAUGCUGAGGAAAGUCAUGAAAAAUAAGAAUCAGUUGUUCUUUUUACUUUAUUUUCACUUCAAUAAGAUUUGUUCAGUUCUUAGUGUGUAGUUACUAGAGCACAGUUAAAAUGCACUGCUGAAAAUCUUUUUUUUUAAAUGAUAAUUAUGUAUUUCUUGAAUAAUGAGAUGGAUAAGUAUUAUUGAUGUAAAAAUUCCAUUGUCUGUAACUUCAAAUGUAACUGAUUAUAGCUGUGUGUAUUGUUUGUAAAUACUCAAAAACUGAAAUGUCUGUGAUAAGUGAUUAUCUUCUCAUUAUUUCUUUAUUUAAGUAAUGAUUCUACUUUAAAUGAAUCUCACUUUUUAUUAUAAAGCUUACAACUUACUCAGUCUGUCGAGUAAAAAGUUUUUACUUAUUUCUCAAUCUUGGAUCAAGUGGAAAUAAGUUAAUUGAUCAGUA